Messenger RNA from Vollenhovia emeryi, 351 nucleotides. RefSeq lists its product as uncharacterized. The record is from RefSeq and is a predicted model, not a curated record. The transcript is spliced from 2 exons. Lineage: Eukaryota; Metazoa; Arthropoda; Insecta; Hymenoptera; Formicidae. The annotation marks the transcript as partial.
UUACAUGGAAUGGAAAAUGGAUCAUGUACUUCUUUUGUGCAUGAACAAGAAACAUUUUUAACAAAUCAAAUGAACAAAGAUGUAUCUGAUUCUGACAAUGAUCUUCAAGAAGUUUCAAGCUAUCCAAUUUCACCUGCUGAUUCGAGUGUGGAUGACAGCAAUUCGGAUGAAGAAUAUAAUGGUUUCAAUCUACAACAAAAUCCAGAUCUUCAAAGGAAAUUAAAAAAUGGUUUUACAACAACAAAAUUUGAAUGCAUGCUCAUGGUUCUUACUUUCUCACUUCGACAUAGCCUUUCAACUGUAGCCAUGGAAGAUUUAUGUAAGCUUAUAAACUGCCCAAGGAGCGCCAAU